Messenger RNA from Closterium sp. NIES-65, 1350 nucleotides. NCBI's taxonomy places the organism in Eukaryota, Viridiplantae, Streptophyta, Zygnematophyceae, Desmidiales, Closteriaceae. The record is from the annotation of a GenBank genome assembly.
AUGGCCGCUACCAGCGCAGCAGCAGCCUCAGCGCUCGCGUCGCCUGCGGCGCGUCCGCACCUCGCGGACCUUCGCUCGGCGGGCCAUUCCGUCGCAGCGGCCCCGCCGUGCGCCCUUUCGCUCAGAUCGCCGUCGGAUCGUUUUAACGCUGCGAGUGCGUCAGUUGCCCGCGACGUCGCACAGGUCGCCAGGCGAUCGGCCCGUCGAGCGACGUGGAUCGCCUCCGUGAACGGCGGGUCCGGCGGCCCCGUGUACAGCGAUGGCAACGAGAGCGACGACGCUGAGGACGUGGCAGUCAGCGACGAGUCCGUGCCGGAUGACAUUCUCGAAACGCUCGCCCAGUCAGCUGCUGCCACUCAAGCAGCAGCCACCAUUUCCGCGAGCCUUGAAGCGAACGCGAUUGCAGCCGGAGACUCCGCAGAAGAAGCGGCGGCCUUUGCGGCGGCGGAGGUGGCGGAGGCUGCAGCCCGCGCGCAGCAGCGGCAGCUGCGCGACCUGAAGCUGUGCCUGAUCGACUCGCUCUACGGCACGGAGCGCGGGUUCCGCGCUAGCGGGGAGACGCGCGCGGAGGUGGCGGAGCUGGUGGCGCAGCUGGAAGCCGCCAACCCCACCGAGGCGCCCACCGAGUCGCCCGCGCUCGACGGCAACUGGGUGCUCGUCUACACGUUCUCGGAGCUGCUACCGCUGCUGGCGGCGGGGCAGGUGCCGCUGGUGCGGGUGGGGGCCAUCACACAGAGCGUGGACCUGGCGGGGGGCGCCGUGAGCAACAGCAUCUCGUUUGAGGGGCCGCUCACCUCCUCCUCCAUCCGCGUGGACGCCACGGCUGAGAUCAGGAGCGGCAAGCGCCUGCAGGUCAGCUGUGCUGCUGGGUUUAGCAGUGUUGGCAGGGGACAUGCUGGUCAGGUGCUUCCGCUCACGACGCACCUGCUUCCCCCUCUUUUUCCUCCAUUCACUCUCACUCUCACCCUCUCCUCUCCCUCUCUCUGUUCUCUCCCCACCCGCACCACACCCUCAACCCCUCCCCACCACCAGGUGAAGUUCGAGCAGGUGACCUUCUCCUCGCCGCAGCCCCUCGACGCCGCCUCCCCACCCGCCCUCGCACCCAUCGCGCUAUUCGGCCAGACCCUAGACCUGUCCCCCCUGGCAGCAGCGCUGCAGCCGGUGCAGCAGGCGGCACUGGAGGUGGCGAAGCUGGUGUCGGGCGUGCCGCCCCUGGCGCUGCCCAUCGAUGGCGAGCGCGCAGCGGGGUGGCAGCUCAUCACAUACCUCGAUGAUGACUUCCGCAUCGCCCGGGGGGAUGCCGGGUCACUGUUUGUCAUGGUCAGGGAGGGCAGUGACCUGCUCGAGUGA